Messenger RNA from Meleagris gallopavo (turkey), 1841 nucleotides. RefSeq names its product family with sequence similarity 72 member A (gene RUMY1). The record is from RefSeq and is a predicted model, not a curated record. Gene Ontology annotation, cellular component: cytosol. Lineage: Eukaryota; Metazoa; Chordata; Aves; Galliformes; Phasianidae.
AACUGACAGGAAGAAGCGUGGCCGUUGGCGGCUCAGAGCGGAGCGGCGGCCGCUCGCGAUGUCGGGCGAUGGCUGCGUGUUCGCGGACCGGAGCGUGACCGUGCUGUGCUGCCGCUUCUGCCAGCAGGUGCUGAGCUCGCGGGGGAUGAAAGCCGUGCUGCUGGCCGACACCGACACCGAUCUUUACUCCACCGACAUCCCGCCUUCGGGCACCAUUGACUUCAUCGGCAGCUGCUAUUUCACUGAGAUCUGCAAGUGCAAACUGAAGAACAUCGCGUGUUUGAAGUGUGGUAACAUUGUUGGUUAUCAUGUGAUUUCUCCCUGCAAACCUUGCCUGCUGUCCUGUAAUAAUGGUCACUUCUGGAUGUUCUAUAGCCAAGCAGUCUUUGGCAUCAACAGACUAGACUCUUCUGGUGUGAAUGUAUUGCUAUGGGGCAACUUGCCAGAUUUGGAGGAAAACACAGAUGAAGACAUGUCAUGCAUCUCUGAGGAGGAGUACAUCAGAUAACAUUUAUCUAAGAGACACCACAGUAUUUCCCCUAGAUACAUUGCACUGCUGGUUGUUUUGGACUCUUCUUCCUGCUGACCCAUCAGAGCUUCAACAAUAGAGGAAGCUACGAAAUCUGGAGAGCAACCCUAAGAAAGGAAGUUGUCAUCUUUUACUGUAGCUUUCCUUCAACUCUUACACCUGCCUGGUGUGUAUGCAUUAUUCUGACCAGAGAUAUGGCUUGAUGAGAUCUGCCUCUCCAAUACCUGGACAUGCAGACAGCAGGUGCAUUUGCAUUGAGGUCCUGGUCUGUUUUCCUUUUACACUUAAAUCUCCUCAAUUAAUUCUGUUCUUAACAGUAUUUUUCUUCUUUUCUAAAACAGUAUUAGCAGAGAGGUCUUUCACUUGCUGGAAAUACAGCUUAAAAGUCUUGAAAAAUAGUUGGUUUGGUUGAUGGAUAAUGGUCUGAAGGAGCUUUGCUCGUGUAGCCAUGCAGUCCACCCAUUGCCCAGAGCUGCAUUCAAGAGCAGCUGAACAAAUGCCUUCAAGUGUUGUAGCUUUGGCUCUAUGAUCUCUCUUGCUUUUAGCAGCUUGUUCUCUAGACAUCUGAGGCAUGUAAGAAAGCUCCUGAAUAAGGACUGGGGAGCUGUCUUACUGAGUUUGCCUGUCUUCAUCUUUCAGUAUUUUUAGGAUCAUGUUUCUGCAGGAAUUAAGUUCCGAAUUUUCAGUUUCUUUCCCCCAUACACAUGCCAAGUAAAUCUAAAUACUGAAAUUUGUUAUUGUCUAAUGUAACUUUGGGACUACAGCAGAACUUUGGUUAAGAUUAACAUUGAAAUCCAUCCAAUUUUGUGUUGUUUUUUCUUUAUUUUGUUUUGGGCACUUCCCUAAAACAGAAUUUAGUCAAGUUGAAUAUUCAAGCUUUACAUCCUGAAGUGUACAGACACAUUAAUUCCUCUAAGAAAUAAUGGACUUAAAGUUCAUUAUGUGAGUCGUUAGCCAUAGUAUUUUAUUUAUUAACUAACCCCUGUCCCCUUCAGCUAAUUACCUGAAGGAUGAUCUUUGGAAAAUUCAAGUUACAGACACGUAAGAGACUUGACUACAUUUUUAAACUCUGAUUGAUGCUGAAUAAAUCAUUCCAUAACUUCUCAUGAUGCUUUGAAGAGGUACAAUGAAGGCAGAUCUGACUUGUCUCAUGUCUUUAUUGCAUUAGAUGUAUUCCUUAAUUAAUGGAAUUAACUCUUCUGCGUUGUAUAAAUGUAUAUUGAUGUGUAUAUAUUUGUGUGCCUAUGUAUAUCUGUAUGCCUCAUUUGGAUUUCCUGUGUUUGCUCAUGAAAUAAAAUGCUUGGAUUGUGUA